CUUCCUACACUAACUCGUCCAGUCGGUAUCAACAACUCGAACAAUGAGGGUGGGAGUAACCUUUGCUGUCUUGCUGGCCACCCUGGCCCUGGCGGUCUCUGCCGAUGAGGAGAUCACUGAUGACGAGGGAGUGCUGGUGUUGACGAAAGGAAAUUUCAAGAAGGCCACCGAAGAUAACGAAUUCGUCCUUGUAGAGUUUUAUGCCCCAUGGUGUGGUCAUUGCAAAGCCCUUGCUCCUGAGUAUGUAAAAGCUGCUGGCAAAUUAGUAGAACAAGAAUCUGCCAUUAAACUUGCUAAAGUUGAUGCAACAGAAGAAACAGAACUGGCAGAAGAACAUGGUGUUCGUGGCUAUCCCACCCUCAAGUUCUUCCGCUCUGGCAAACCCAUUGAAUACAAUGGUGGCCGUCAGGCUGAUGAAAUCGUUAGCUGGCUCCUGAAGAAGACGGGCCCUCCUGCAAAGCUUAUUGCAUCAGUGGAAGAUGUCAAAGCCUUCAUUGAAGAAAAACCAGUGGUUGUCAUUGGAUUUUUCAAGGACCAGGAAUCUGCAGAAGCAAAGGAAUUCUUGGCUGCAGCUUCUUCUACUGAUGAUUUCCCAUUUGGUAUUACAUCAGAGGCAGCAGUGUUCUCUGAAUAUGGUUUGGAGGCUGAUGGUAUAAUUCUCUUUAAGGACUUUGAUGAGGGCAAGAAUGUGUAUGACGGAGAUGUGACAGAAGCAGAAAUAACUAAGUUUGUUGCAGCGAACUCACUUCCUCUGGUAGUCGACUUCAACCAUGAGACUGCUUCAAAGAUAUUUGGUGGAGAGAUCAAAUCCCAUCUCCUCGUAUUCUUGUCAAAGGAAGCUGGCCACUAUGAUGCACACUUGGAGGCUUGCCGUGGUGCUGCUAAGGGUUUCAAGGGCCAAGUUCUGUUCGUGACCAUCAACACUGAUGAGGAGGACCACUCUCGUAUCUUGGAAUUCUUUGGCAUGAAGAAGGAAGAGGUUCCCGGGCUUCGCAUAAUCAAACUGGAGGAAGACAUGGCAAAGUACAAGCCUGAGUCCUAUGAUCUGAGUGAGAGUGCAUUGGUCAGUUUUGUGCAGAGUUUCUUGGAUGGGAAAUUAAGGCAACAUCUUCUCUCUCAGGAGAUUCCUGAAGAUUGGGAGAAGGAGCCAGUCAAGGUCCUGGUUGCAGCGAACUUCGAUGAAGUAGCAUUCAACAAGGAAAAAGAUGUCCUUGUGGAAUUCUAUGCACCGUGGUGUGGCCACUGCAAGCAGCUGGCUCCCAUCUAUGACCAGCUGGGCGAGAAAUUCAAGGACCACGAUAGUAUUGUUAUUGGUAAAAUGGAUGCCACUGCAAAUGAACUAGAGCAUACGAAGAUUCAAUCCUUCCCUACACUUAAAUUGUAUAAAAAGGAAACCAAUGAGGUUGUUGAAUACAAUGGAGAACGCACAUUGGAGGGCAUUUCAAAGUUUUUGGAAACAGGCGGUAUAUAUGGCCAGGCUGCCCCAGAUGACAUUGAGGAUGAAGAAGAAAUUGACGAAGGUGGUGAUGUGCCUACAAAGGAUGAACUCUAGGUUAAAGGUGCUGUCAGUGAAGGUGAUCAGUAGUCCCCUGAAGUCCGAGCAGUGGGAGACUAGUGUUUACCUGCAUUGUUAAUGUUUACAUCAAAAGGAACCCCCUACAUAUUAAAUUGUAUAUUGCCUUAUUAAAAGAUCUAGCAAAAAUUAGUUAAUUGGCACACUAAUUGGAAACUAAUCCUAUUGUGUAACUAGGGGGAACAUUUCUAAGAAGUUACGUUCCAGGUAACCUCAUAGUAAAUAUAUGUUGAAUGUUGAGUUUUUCAUUUAUAUUGUUAUGUAUGAGCAAAGUGGUAUGCAAAGACUAUUUUUUCUAUGCUUUAAUGUAUUUUCAUCACCACAUUCCUUAACUCUUUUUAACGUGGGGGCAUUUAACCCUUGUGACUGGAAUAGGGAAUGGUACAAAUCUAGUUAUUUAUGGAGAAUUGGAAUAAUAAGAUAAAGCAGUAACAUUACCACUGGCUGGGUCAGUGGAUGAUAGUGAUAAAUGCUGAUGCAUGUUGUACAUUCCCUUGUGGUUGUAUACAUUUUAGCUUUACUGUCGUCUUCCACGGACAAUGUUCUCCCUGUACUAGGCACAAUGCUUCCCGUCGCAGUGUGUUGUGUGAGUGUCGAAGGUUCCGAGGGUCCUUGAGUAAUGUAUGAACCGUACCAGUGACUUUUCCAAUAAAAUCAGAAAGGUUUUCUA
Messenger RNA from Homarus americanus (American lobster), 2243 nucleotides. RefSeq names its product protein disulfide-isomerase-like (gene Pdi). Lineage: Eukaryota; Metazoa; Arthropoda; Malacostraca; Decapoda; Nephropidae. The record is from RefSeq and is a predicted model, not a curated record. Gene Ontology annotation, biological process: response to endoplasmic reticulum stress; protein folding. Bases 44 to 1552 code for a protein of 502 amino acids. Gene Ontology annotation, cellular component: endoplasmic reticulum. The transcript is spliced from 6 exons. Gene Ontology annotation, molecular function: protein disulfide isomerase activity.